Racocetra persica is the source of this 689-nucleotide messenger RNA. The record is from the annotation of a GenBank genome assembly. NCBI's taxonomy places the organism in Eukaryota, Fungi, Glomeromycota, Glomeromycetes, Diversisporales, Gigasporaceae.
UUAUUUAGUCACGUUUCAAGAAGAGAUGGAAAAUUAGACAAAGAUACUAAAGCAUUAAUCAUCGAUAAUAAAGAAAUCUCUGUAGCAUAUUUUCGUUCCGGAUAUAGUCCCAAAGAUUAUCCAACUGAAAAGGAAUGGGAUGCAAGACUAUUAAUUGAGCGUUCAAAAGCAAUCAAAUGCCCUACUGUUGCUUAUCAACUUGUUGGUGUAAAAAAGAUGCAACAAGUAUUGGCUGUUCCUGGUGUUCUUGAAAAAUACAUAUCUAACCCGUCAGAUAUAACUAAAUUACGAUCAUGCUUCGCGGGUCUGUAUCCACUGGACUCUAGUCCUGAAGGCGAAGCAGCUGCGAAACUUGCUUUGGAACAUCCUGAGCGAUUUGUGAUGAAACCACAACGUGAAGGCGGAGGAAACAAUAUAUAUACAAAAGACAUUCCUCAGUUACUUAGAAGUAUAACUCCGUUAGAACGAUCUUCAUAUAUAUUAAUGGAUUUAAUACAACCACCAAUGAUGAAGAAUAUUAUUAUAAGAGAAGGUAAAGUCAUUCAAGGUGAAAUGAUUUCAGAGUUGGGUAUUUACGGUGUCUUCAUAGGAGAUAAUAACGGAGAUGAGGACGUAGUGAUUAAUGAGAUAGGUGGACAUUUGUUGAGAACUAAGGGUAGAGAAACAAAUGAGGGAGGAGUUGCUACAGG